Phyllostomus hastatus (greater spear-nosed bat) is the source of this 709-nucleotide messenger RNA. RefSeq names its product LY6/PLAUR domain containing 1 (gene LYPD1). The record is from RefSeq and is a predicted model, not a curated record. Gene Ontology annotation, biological process: acetylcholine receptor signaling pathway. The transcript has 3 exons. Lineage: Eukaryota; Metazoa; Chordata; Mammalia; Chiroptera; Phyllostomidae. Bases 284 to 709 code for a protein of 141 amino acids. Gene Ontology annotation, molecular function: acetylcholine receptor inhibitor activity.
CUCUGGAUCGCCAGCAGUGCCUCCAGUCUCAGCCGACAACUCCGGAGACGCGGCGCUCUGCCCCGGAGAGCAAUUGAGAGGUACUGCGACCCGCAGUCGGGGGCCCCAGCGCGGGCGAUGCGGGCACCGCUGGCGGCACCUGCGGCUCCUCUCGGCUGCGACGGUCGCCUCGGCGACAGCAGCGCAAACCACAGAAGCCUCAGCAGCCACAGCCGCUGCAGCCCGGGCAGCGGUCGCUGCCUCUGAGGCUCUCGCCCGCUCCCGGCCCAGAGGCUCCGGGAGGAUGUGGAUCCUCGGCAUCGCAGCAGCAUUUUGCGGACUGUUCUUGCUUCAAGGCUUUGCGCUGCAAAUCCAGUGUUACCAGUGUGAAGAAUUCCAGCUGAACAACGACUGCUCCUCCCCGGAAUUCAUCGUGAAUUGUACGGUGAACGUUCAGGACAUGUGUCAGAAAGAAGUGAUGGAGCAAAGUGCGGGGAUCAUGUAUCGAAAGUCCUGUGCAUCAUCGGCAGCCUGUCUCAUCGCCUCUGCAGGGUACCAGUCCUUCUGCUCCCCAGGGAAACUGAACUCGGUGUGCAUCAGCUGCUGUAACACCCCUCUGUGCAAUGGGCCCCGGCCCAAGAAAAGGAGCAGCUCUGCCUCGGUGCUCCAGCCAGGGUUCCCCACCACCUUCCUGCUCCUCAAAUUAGCCCUCUUCUCGGUGUACUGCUGA